GGAGCCAGAGAUCGCGCGAGAGCAGUCGGUCUUUGGAACCGGCUGCUGUCGUCGCUGUGCAGAAGGAAGAGGCGAAGUCACCCGCCCAUAGACUUAAUCCAUAUUUAUUAUUUAUCUUAUUCGGCUCCAACGACUGGAAAAGAAGCAUGGCAGACCCGAAAUAUGCCAACCUGCCGGGCAUCGCCUUCAACGAGCCCGACAUUUACGAGACGGCUGACCUCCCGGAGGAUGACCAGGCACAGUUUGAAGCGGAGGAACUGAACAGCGACAGCGUUGAGCGCAUUGUCGUGAACCCAAACGCAUCUUACGACAAGUUCAAGGACAAGCGGAUCAGCACCAGGGACAUUGAUUUCUCCGACCGAAUAAGCAAGGCGAGGCGGACUGGUUAUGAGUCAGGAGAUUACGAGAUCCUGGCCGAAGGGUGCGGGGCCAAGGAGAGUCCUCAGCAGAAGUACCAGCGUCUGCUGCACGAGAUGAAGGAGCUGAGUGAGGAGGUGGAGCAGAUUAAGAAUUUGGCAAAGGACGCGGCGGCGGAGGAGAAGCUGACUCCGGUGUCUCUGGCCAGCCAGGUGGCUGCCCUGAAGCAACAACUGGUCACCCUGCAGCUGGAGAAGGUGUUGGGUCCUGAGGCUACUGUUGACCUGACAGACCCUGAAGGAGCACUGGCAAAGCGCUUGCUGGCACAGCUGGAGGCCACCACCAAAGAGGGAGUGCCAGGCCCGACUGGGAAAAGCCCUGCCAAAGGAGGGGAGGGCAAUGCAGUCACGUACGAGCUGUACUACAGGCCUGAGCAGACCCGCUUCACCCAGGCUGCAAAGCUGGCAGAGCUGGAAAAACGAAUGGCAGAACUUGAAGCGGCUGUGGGAACCAGCUCGGACAGACAGAACCCAUUGACUGUAGCACUGCAAGACUCCUCUCUCAUGGGAGCAGUUGAGAUACUCCAGGCCAAAGUGAGCACGUUGGACCCAGCGACCUUGGACCAGGUUGAAGCAAGGCUGCAGAGCGUCCUGGGGAAGCUGAAUGAGAUUGCCAAACACAAGAAGGCCAACGAGGACGCAGAGACCCAGAGCAAGAUCGCCCAGCUGUACGACCUGGUGCAGAAGUGGGAUGGAAUGGCCACCACCCUACCGCAGGUUGUGGAGAGACUGGUGGCCGUGAAGGAUCUGCACGAGCAAGCCAUGCAGUUUGCUCAGCUGCUCGCCCACCUGGACUCCACACAGCAGGCGAUCACCGGCUCCAUGAGGGACAACAGCACGCUGCUGACACAGGUACAGCAGACCAUGAAGGAAAAUAUGGCCCUGGUGCAUCAGAACAUCGUCAGCCUGGACACACGCAUGAGGAAGCUGGCAGCAUAGGAACGCACUCCCUCCACCCCAGCGACGUACUGUCCAUUGAUCCCAUUGGAGAAGAGGAAGAAGGGAGGAAGAGGGACCAGCACCUCGUUUCCCCAUCCGAAGGCUUGGCUCGGAACUGUAUCCUGCAUCUUCCCUCCUCAGGGUGGAGGGGGGGUUUCCCAGACAUCGCAUUUUUCUGACCUCACCCCUCCCCCAGCAAUCUGUAACCAGAAAUGCUCCACUGAAAAUGGGAUACCUUGUCUGUAAACUAACAGCUCCUGCAUGCACUCUCACUGGGAAAGACAUUAAAGGACCUCCACUCUC
Molecule: messenger RNA, 1658 nt
Organism: Mobula hypostoma (lesser devil ray)
Lineage: Eukaryota; Metazoa; Chordata; Chondrichthyes; Myliobatiformes; Myliobatidae
Gene: dctn2
Product: dynactin 2 (p50)
Exons: 14
Coding region: 147-1355 (402 amino acids)
Biological process (GO): mitotic spindle organization
Cellular component (GO): centrosome; cytoplasm; dynactin complex
Source: RefSeq, a predicted model, not a curated record